AUGUUUCCACGACUUCGUCCCGCGGCGCGCUCACUUCGUCCCUCAACACCCAGGCGUAUCUCAACGACACCAGUCCGCAGCGCCAAACAUGACGCGGCGCGGGCAGACCAGGCAGCGUACCAGGCCUCUCUGGCGGCAGCCAAGCGUCGCUGGUGGUUGCAGCAGGGGAUUAUCCUCGCCGGUGUCAUUGGGUUCGGGUACACUGGUUACCUUCUCGGCCAAUCGCUCGCACCCCCCAAGAUUCAGAUGCAGGGUCUUUUACCUAUCGCCGCAGCCGACAAGUUGCUAGAGAAGACGCAGCCGCAGUACGGUAGCGUGGCCAACUAUCGCGAGUGUAUCCUCGAGAUUGCCGAGCUCUUCGAGAAGAGGGGUAAGCGUGACCGCGUGAGCACAGACGAGGACGACCUCCGCACUCACGGGGUCAGUGAUUGGAGCUACCACGAGGCCGAGCUCCCGACAGUCGUUGUGUGGGUCGACAGUACCGAGGAGGUACAGGAUAUUGUGCGGCUUGCCACAAAGUUCCGCGUACCGAUUACCCCGUUCUCUGGCGGUACAUCGCUCGAGGGACACUUUGCCAGUCCGUUUGGGGGGAUUUCUCUCGACGUGUCCCUCAUGGACAAGGUGCUUUCCAUUUCCGAGGCGGACGGCGAGGCUGUUUGCCAGCCGGGCGUCAAGUGGGAGGACCUGAAUGCCCAGCUGGUCAAGGAAGGUAUCCCGCUCUUCUUCCCUAUCGACCCCGGACCCGGUGCGACGUUGGGCGGUAUGGCUGGAACGGGUUGCUCGGGCACCAACGCCGUGCGCUACGGCACGGCCAAGGGCGAGUGGUUCUUGAACCUUACCGUCGUACUCCCCACUGGCGAGGUGAUCAAGACGCGCUCCAAGGCCCGUAAGUCGUCCGCCGGCUGGGACGCGACCAAGAUCUUCCUCGGUGCGGAAGGCACGCUGGGUAUCGUGACAGAAUGCACCGUCAAGCUGGCGCCUCUCCUCCCGACCAAGGUGGCGGUGAUGAACUUCCCUGGUGUCGAGGAAGCCGUCAAGGCCGCGACCGAGAUCGUCAACGCAGGAUACCCCGUCCAGUGCGUCGAGUACCUCGACUCGCGCACGAUGAAGGCCAUCAACGCCGGCGGCAUCGCAGGCAAAACGUAUCCCGAACAAGACUCGCUCUUCUUCAAGUUCCAAGGCACCGACGGCAUGAUGACCGAGACAGCCAAGGGCGUGUCCGUCAUCGCAGCCAAGCACGGCGGCAAGGACAUGCAGUUCAGCAAGUCGGAUGCGGAUGCUGAAAAGCUCUGGGAAGGACGUAAGGCUGCGUUGUGGAGUGUCCUCGCACUUCGCGAGAACGGGCGGGUAUGGACCACCGACGUCUGUGUUCCCAUAUCAAAGUUGCCCAGGCUGGUCCGGGAGACGGCCGCCGACUUUGAGGGGCGGGGACUUGAGGCAUGUCAUUUCGGGCAUGUGGGAGAUGGCAACGUGCAUACCCUCGCUCUGUUUUCCGAUGAUGAGGAGCUGGAGCGCGUGCGCGUCGCGGUGCAUGAGAUGGUUGAGCGGGCUAUUCGGUUGGGAGGCACUUGUUCGGGCGAACAUGGUGUGGGACUCGGCAAGAUCGAGUACCUCCCCAUGGAACUUGGGGCCGGUACCGUCAACUUUAUGGAGGGUAUUAAGCGUUACGUUGACCCAUACAACCUCUUCAACCCGGGCAAGGUAUACCCCAACAUCAAGCCCCAGAGACCCAAGAAGGACUAG
This is a messenger RNA of Cutaneotrichosporon cavernicola, 1743 nucleotides long. RefSeq lists its product as uncharacterized. NCBI's taxonomy places the organism in Eukaryota, Fungi, Basidiomycota, Tremellomycetes, Trichosporonales, Trichosporonaceae. Gene Ontology annotation, biological process: lactate catabolic process. Gene Ontology annotation, molecular function: D-lactate dehydrogenase (cytochrome) activity; FAD binding; D-lactate dehydrogenase (NAD+) activity. The coding region runs from base 1 to 1743 and encodes 580 amino acids. Gene Ontology annotation, cellular component: mitochondrion. The record is from RefSeq and is a predicted model, not a curated record. The transcript has 4 exons.